This is a messenger RNA of Vespula pensylvanica (western yellowjacket), 1023 nucleotides long. Its product is annotated as COMM domain-containing protein 4. Bases 135 to 701 code for a protein of 188 amino acids. The record is from RefSeq and is a predicted model, not a curated record. The transcript has 8 exons. NCBI's taxonomy places the organism in Eukaryota, Metazoa, Arthropoda, Insecta, Hymenoptera, Vespidae.
UCUCAGCAUUAACGUCACUACAUAACAAUAUCCGACGAAGGAAAAAGGAUGGGAAAGAAGAAAAACAGAAGCUUUUUUUGUAAAACGUUGAAACGUUGAAUGAGAUCAUUCUAAUUAAAUAAAAAAAAAAAAAAAUGAAAUUUCGGUUUUUGGGCGACGGGGAUUGUCCUGAUUGGUUAUUAGCUGAAAUUAAUACGCUUUCACGAAUGACGUCGAUUAAAAUGAAAACGUUGGGACAGAUCGUUAUGAAGUCUUUAACGGAAGGAGAACUGGAUGAGGAGAAGGUAAAAAAAAUCACACAGGAUGCAAAGCUCGAUUUAAGCGAUGCGAAAGCUAUGAUCGCCGCAUUGGAAUUGAUCUUCACCUCGUCAGCUCGUUACGGCGUAUCUGCGGCUGAUCUGAGCAGCGAAUUGCAACAAUUGGGCCUGCCAAGAGAACACAGUACAGUAGUUGCAAGAAUUCAUACAGAUUAUUGUCCACAACUCAUGGCUACACUCUCAUCUCAGUCUUUAAGAGUAAAUCGUCUUUCGUCCAUCAAAGUUGUAUCCUGCGAUGGUUCCUCGCCAUUCUCGACGGUCAGUUUGAAAGUGAAGAAAGUGAACGGAAACGAGGAGGAAUCAACCAUUAAUAUUUCCAAGGACGAUGUGCAAGUUUUACUCACGGAACUUAAGAGGGCUCGUACGUUGAUGGAAAGUCUCUGAAAAAUCUUGACAAAUUAUUAUAUGGAACGUAAGAUUAUAUCGUUAGACGAAGAUAAAGAUUUUUGUGAUACGUAUAAUCGUCGUUAAACGAUCAUUGCAAUUAGCGAUCGAAAUUGCAAUAUUGUGAUCUAAAUUAUAUAACUGAGAUAUGUUAACUAUACUAUAACUUAAGAGUCGUCAGCGAUCCGUCGAAUAAUUUAUCUUUAUUCUCUUUGUAAAUGAAUAUACAAAGUUUACAUUUAGUUUAAUGGUUUAUACGAUGCACUUGAAUAAUAUUCAUACAUUGUGACAAUAAUAAUGUCGCCGUUAUAAUUGCGCUUUA